GGCAUGUGGAGUACCUAUCAAUAUGAUUGUACACUUUUUGUUAGUUGUAGAAAUUAGAGACAUUGUACAUGAUUUUUGUUUAAAACGAUUCUUGUUGAAAUACCUAUAAUUUCCGUGUACAAUUAGAAACAAAUUCUACUGUUGUGACCUUCGGAGUUCUCACUGUAGUACCCAAGUUUUAUGCUUAUAUCAGUCAAGAGAGGUGUCCUCAACCUUGUCCAAACGAAUUCCUCUUUUUCAUUACUGCUUAAGUCAUCAUGAAGAGAGCUGGAAAGUCAAAUGAUACGGAGCCUCUACCCAAAAUCUCUAAAAUGAACGAUGCCCUGUUUGCUGCUGAAGGUGAAAUCGUUAGUUGGCAAGCGGCACUGGGUUGUUCGUUAGCUGAAAGACUUGAGAAAAUCAGUACCAUGAAAAAUUUAACAACUCGUCAGCUUAAACGAUUGCUGAAGGAUGUUCUAACUAACGAAUAUAUUGUGAGUGCUUUACACAGAUAUAUUGUUGGAGAAUUUAAAGAGCCUGAAACUGGUGAAAUUUCAGCCGCGACACGGAGACGAGCCAAAUCGUUGGGAUUGUUUUCCAUCCUUAGUGAACUUGGAGUAAUGUCAAAUCAUAAUGUGCAAUCCAGAGCUGUUACUCGAUCACUUACUCGUCGAGUUGAAGAGUCAUUACCAGACGACUUAUCAUCACAUUCUCUUGCUACAAAUGUAUGUUCUGAGGAAACUGGAAAUCAUGAUCCUACUGGAUCAUUUCAACUAGAAACGACUGUUGAACAGUCACCACCACCACCUAAUCAUUCUCUAAGCUUUCUUGAUAAGGACGACGAAGACGGAGAAGAAGGAGUAGUAGCAGAUACUGUAGAGGAAGGAAGUACUGAUAACAACGUGACAAACAAAAGUGUAGAUGCUGAAGAUCCAGACAAUGAUGUUGUUUACUCUCAGUUUCUUCGAUCAUUAUUUGCCUCUCCUUGUAAUUCAUCAAAUUGUACACCUAAUAAGUCCAACUCACGAAUAACUACUCCAAUAAAGUCAUCUGCAAUCUGUGAAAAUCGUUUAAGAGAUGACUCAAAUAGCGUUCAACCUCUUUCAUCAGAUAAAUGUCAUUCUGAUGUUCAGAAUUCUAAGACAAUAGAACUGUCACUUUCUUCACAAUCGCCUAUUAUGCGAUGGAAUAUAAAUGUGGUAGAUGAGGACGAGGAUCCAGAUGAUCCAGAAUUCGAUGUAAUGGCUGAAUUGAAUAAAGUUGAUAAAGAGGACUUUUUCUAUGAAUUGAGAAAUGAUCGUGGUGUUCGAGUUUCGAAGAGGGAGACGAAAAAUCUACGCGCAGAUUUACGCACACUGUUUAACUAUGGAACUGAGGAACAAGACAAUUCUACUUAUAAUACAUCAAGGAGACCGUCAGCUUUAGCAAUGAAGGCCUAUCGUCAACGCCAAUUACAAAUGGAUUGUACCACAACACCAAAUCAAACCGAGAAAUUUGACAUGACGCGUUUCUUUCAAUCCGCUAUGCCUUCAUCGAAAAGCUUGAAUACAUCUGUUGUUUCAAUCCCAAUACGCAAAAGAAUGGCGUUAACAAGUACAGAACUAGUUCGAUUAGAACGUCAAUUGGGAAUGCACAUACAAUUGUUGACUACAAGUUUCCUACUGACGUAUGAUUUUCCUGAUAUGCACGAAUCAACGACACGACCAUGUGCAUCUCUUCUCAAAACUUUAGUUGCCAAACGUCAGGCUUUUGAUUUAAUCGCACUUCAAAAAAAAGUUUCCGGUGUUGCAAUUCAUUCGCUAACUAGCUUCUAUUGGCGUUGUCCUACCCUAGACAUGGCGGUUGAUUUAAUUUCUGAUUACUCUGGAUUAUCUAUGCUGCCUCGUUCACCAUGGAAUAAUCCUUAUAAUAAGCCGGGAGUAGGACAUGCUGUGAAUAAAUCGCAAUCGUUUGGCUUCCCAAUUCCAUACUGUUUACUAGAUAUAAUGGUGAACAGUCCUAUCUGGUCUUAUGCUUAUUUAAUGCCUACCGUCUUGGGACCUCAUCCUAAAAAUCAAGUUCGCCUAGUAUUUCAUCCGUCAGAAGAUGCUUUGAUGAUAAUGGGAUUGGCAGAUUUUUCCGGUGCUUUAAUAACCCGUCGUCGUAAAGCUCUUGAAUCUAAAGUGUCUAGUCGACGUUGCUUCUCAAAAACUUUAAAGUCUCAAAAUAAACAAUUAGGACGUUAUAUUGCCUAUCGUUUUAUCGGUAGGUAUAUACUUCCACAUCGUACAUUUUUACAGUUGCGGUCUCGUCGAUGGAAUAUGCUAGCUAAUCGUGAUAGCAUAGAUAAUGCAGGAGAUUCAAAACCAGUAUCACUUGCCACUCGUUAUCUACUUCAACUCUAUAAGGAAUUAAGUCAACCGGAUGAUGAAUUAGAUCUUAAAAGAAUGCAACAAUAUGCUAAUAAAAUGAGUUCUCUUGCUACUCCUUAUGGUAUACCGCUGAUUACCGCAUGUUUAACUGAUAGAAAUCCUCAGAAACUGUUUACUUUUGAAGGACUUCCGACUGAAGUAGGUUAUGAGGAUGUAUUAAGAAGUUAUAAUAAUAAUAACUGUGGUGAAAGCGUAAAACGCAAGUUGGAUGUACUAACUGAAUUCGCGCAAAAUGCAAAGUGUUUUUGGAAAUCGCAAAUGGAAAAGGCAUCUCAAACUAAAGAAGCAGAAAUAAACUACUUGUCGGUUUUAGACAACGAAUCUAUGAUCAAAUCGGAACAAUCUAUCCAGUGUGAUGUUCUCGGUCCAAAUUACCUACCUGCUAUACCAGUUGAUCUUAAUCCUGAUGGUACUGUGGUUCUCAGCAGAACUAGAGAGCCUGGUUUGGUUGAAGUUACCGGGAUGACAGAUGAGCCCGGGGGGUCAAUUUCCGAAAAUGAAAACUCGACGAACUUACCAAGCUCAGAAAUACAGCAGCAUGGUCGUGUGUGCCAGCGUGCUGCAUCACGUCAUAUUGAAUUCAUCCUGGCCCGUAUUAACAAACGAAAGUCAGAUACAGUCAGUUAUACAAAUAAAAAUGAAGCACAGCGGAGCGUUGCAGAUUGCGAUAUUUUGAAUGGUGUUGCGAAGCCUAGUGUUAGUGAUUUCAGUCAAGGCGAACAAUUUAUUGAAAUUUCAAAUGUUUUCGAAUCUUAUUACAAUAAUAAUAAUAAUACUGGGAAUGUAGCGCUAGAUGCUUGUCAAAAGGUAGCUGAUUCUCUAGUGAACACCUUUCAUCUCGGUUUCGAUAGAUUUUCCGGUGAUUAUGGUGGAGACACAUAUUUUAGCCCAAAGAAGUUUAACCAUAUUGGGUGGCCCAGUCAUGUCCAGCCUAUCCCGGACUCUCCAGCUGUUAUUAGUGAUGAGUGUCAAAGCCAGCAAGCUGGUGUUUUCCCCAGUGCUUGUUUUGUGUCUUCCAGUCGUUUUAUUGCACGUUGUCGUGCACGUGGAGAUGCUACUUCAGCUGACCUUUUAACCUUGCCAUCUUCGGUUAUAAGUCAAUCACAAACGCUAAUGGAUGAAAUGGAUGUCAGACGGGCGCGUUCCUUGUUAGAUCGAUGUCGAACUUAUUUAGCUCCCUCUGAUUACCGGUGUAUGAUGCGCAGCUUAAUGAAUCUUAAUCAAGCUGUUCAUUAUCCCACAUCAGCGGGUGGUAGUAAUCAUGAUCAGCAGUCGAGCAGAAAUGAAGUUCUCGUAUCUCUUGUAUGUGUAUUGAAUUGUUUGAAAAACCAUCUACCAUUGUGGGAGGAUUUCGUUCGCUUUCUGACUCCAUCACAAGCCCGUAGUUUGGGUCUGUUGUCCACCUACUUGAAUUUAGCUCGGAUUGGUCGAGUUCAAACGGUUUUGCAAGAUAUUGUUCCUCAAGAUAGGAGAUUUUGGAGACGAUUGCGAAACUUGGCAGACAGCUGUAGUAUUAAAGCACGUUAUAUGCCAGUUAAAAAGAAGUUAUAUGUGGGUCCAAAUGAUGCUGUGCCUGCUGAAUCUUCAAACACAUCCGAAAAUCGCAGCAGUUGCAAUGAUGGAAGGGUAUCUGACGCAAUCCAGACCACCAAGAAAUCGUCUAUGAUAGAACAAAGUCCUGUGGUGGAUAACAAUCAGCCGAAGUCUUCACGUUUUAGAAGUGUGCAACUGAAAGGUGGAGAUAUGCAUGAUUCAUUUACCAAAGCGUGGUCAGUUCUUGAGCGCAGCUGGCGCAAUCGUCCUGUCCUUCUAUCUUCUAUCGCUAGUCUAAUUAACACCAGACACAAACCUUGUUCUGGUUUUGAACAGAGCUUUGAAGAGAUUGAUGUACUUGCUAGAAAUCCUAUUGGGAUUCCGAAUACUUCUGAUGAAUCUAAUCAAAAUACUGCAAGUGUUUGUUGUAAUGUGGAUGAAUACAACAUUCAUCAACUAGAAGCUGAUGAUAUCAACGAUCCUCAUAUACAGUCUUUAUUUUCUGAUGGGUGGGAGAUAUGCACAGAUCUUUCUUCAGCUGCCUCCUACAACCGCAGUAGUCCGUCAGGAACAACAGCUUGGCCACGUAGGCAAUGUCCUUGUCUAUGUCAUAUAAAUGUCUCGCCUAAUAAUAAGACCGCAAGUAUAACAAAUCAAUCUGGGAAGCCUGCAAAAGUCGAUAGUCUGGGUUUGAGACAUUGUAUUUCGUGUAGCCUAAGAGUGCAUCGUGGAACACUUUAUAUUGAUGAGUGUAAUCUCCAUCUACGUCCUGCGCAGAUAACUUGGCCACAUGGUUUUAAACCAAAAACUCGUUUACCUACAAGUAUUCCAUCAAGUGAUGCACUUUCGACUCAGAAUCAUCGUUUAACAACAACAACAAUGCAGCAUACAUCAAGUAUAUCUACGCGUGUUGCUGUAAAUGAACUUGCAAAAGCACAUUCCAAAUCAUAUUCAUCAAAUAAAUUAUCGAAUCACUGCACUCGAGUACCAGAUAUGGCUGGUAGGCGUGUUGCCGUAGAAUAUCUUCAUACACGUAAACCAACCACAUCAAUCAAUCAUGAAGUCAUCCAGUCAAAUAAUCACAGUUAUGAUGAUACUCUAGGAGCAGUCGAAAUCCAGUCACCUUGCGAUCCACAGGAUCUACGCUCAAAAUAUGGCUAUUUAGAAAAUCCUAUAAGCUGGACACUGCUGGAUGACGAAGCUGCUUGCUUUAAUACAGAGGCGUUUGCCUCUGUAUCAGAUGAGAAGCAUGAGUGCGAAUUCCGUGAUAUGGAUGACUGGACCCCUCGGAAGAAGAAGAAAAACAAUUACUAGAAUUUCGCAAGAGUAGGCACCGUUACAGAGACAGUUCCAAAAUGUUCUCAAUUCUGGCUGAAAUUUAAUGGAACCUAAACAAAAACCGUAUGAUUUCUCUCCUCAGCGAAAUGCUAACGAACUAGAGGCAGGCGCAUUUCAAGCAACUGAGAUGCGCACUCCACUUUGAAAGGAAACUUACAAUCCUAAAGUAUUUUAAAUACCUUGCUCACCAAAUUCAUCAAUUGUGAAAGCAGGGAAUAGAUCAUUAUUACUUACCAUUCACUUAUUCUUAUUCUUUACUUAUUUCCCAUUUGAUUUUUGUGUGUGUGUGUGUCUUUUUUCUUCUAGCUGCUUGAAUUUCUCGGCUUUUCAAUCUUUUUAAGUCUUCUUCUCUUAUUUAAUGAUUCAAAAUUAAAUGUUUAUGGCAAUUAUGUUGUGUACAACAUAAAAUUUAAAUCAAAAUCAAAACCAUGGAUAACUAUGUGAUAAGAUUUGAUAGUGUGAAAUAUUCCCAUAUCGCAUGAAGAAUUAAAAGUUAAUCUGAACGAAGAAUAAAUAUUCCUUUC
Molecule: messenger RNA, 5785 nt
Organism: Trichobilharzia regenti
Lineage: Eukaryota; Metazoa; Platyhelminthes; Trematoda; Strigeidida; Schistosomatidae
Source: the annotation of a GenBank genome assembly